AUGGUCAAUCGACAAGUUAGACGGGAGCAAUUGGAGUACUUGGAAGUUUCAAAUGAAGCAUUUGCUGUUGGCGAAAGGGCUGUGGGUUUCGUAGACGGUUCGGAAGAGCUAGCAGGGUCAGCUUCGGGAGAAACGGCGGCACAAUUUCGUUCGAAAGCGCAAAGGGCGUUCUCAACAAUUGUUUUAGCAAUUAAAUCAGCUCAGCUAUAUUUGGUUAGCUCAUGUGAAAAUCCGAAGCAAGCGUGGGAUGCACUAAAGAAUCAUUUUGAGCGAGAUACGUUGGCGAACAAACUGUUUUUAAAGAAAAAGUAUUUCCGAACGGAGAUGAUAGAAGGAACUUCUAUGGAGAAACAUUUGAAACACAUGAAGGACAUCGCGGAUAAAUUGGCAGCUAUCGGUGCACCUAUCUCUGAAGAGGAUCAAGUUGUGACUUUAUUAGGAAGUUUGCCGAGAAGUUAUGCAACUCUUGUAACUGCUUUAGAAGCCAGAGUUGCUGGUGGCCCAUAA
This is a messenger RNA of Paramuricea clavata, 507 nucleotides long. The record is from the annotation of a GenBank genome assembly. NCBI's taxonomy places the organism in Eukaryota, Metazoa, Cnidaria, Anthozoa, Malacalcyonacea, Plexauridae.